Messenger RNA from Cynoglossus semilaevis (tongue sole), 3699 nucleotides. It is a transcript of the gene pop1, whose product is annotated as POP1 homolog, ribonuclease P/MRP subunit. Bases 186 to 3146 code for a protein of 986 amino acids. The record is from RefSeq and is a predicted model, not a curated record. Gene Ontology annotation, cellular component: nucleolar ribonuclease P complex; ribonuclease MRP complex. Gene Ontology annotation, biological process: tRNA 5'-leader removal. NCBI's taxonomy places the organism in Eukaryota, Metazoa, Chordata, Actinopteri, Pleuronectiformes, Cynoglossidae. The transcript is spliced from 16 exons.
UAAUUUAUUAUUUCGUUGCGCCGAUAUUAAAAUCUUAUGAGCUACGUAGACCCGGAAGCAAACAUGAGUGACGUCGACAGGCAGCAUGUUAAAAAAAGUCACAUGGAAGCUAACCCUUAAGGCAGAGGUGUCCUACACGUUUGGCUAUUUUUUUUUACUUAUUUACACCGGUAAACGCAAAGAAAAUGUCUACAGCCAAACAAAAGAUGCGGGAAAGGAAACUGAGGAACCAGCCGGCUAGUGUGCAGUAUUCGUCAACCUCUCAGACUGUAGAGAGCAGCUCACAAAACGGGGGAGAUGCUCCUGCCACUGCUGGAGAAAUCCAUGAUGGUGCUCCAUCAGAUAUUCAGAAAUCUACAGACAAGCAGAAGAGCCGUGGGCAGCAGGGUGGGUGGCACCGAGGACAUCAAAAAGAUGGAGGGGGGUAUGUCAGAGAAAUGCCCCAGCACAUCACAGGUGGUGCUUUUGCGAUGGCCAGAGCAGCAGAGGUGAAAGCCAUGUUAAAAGCCAUCUCCACCAGAACAGGCAGCUGCCAGUUGUUUGAAGCUCUGCCUCGACACAUGAGGAGACGCGCCAUGAGUCACAAUGUCAAGCGGCUUCCUCGCAGACUAAGAGAUUUUGCUAGCAGAUUGCGGGAGAAGAGCCUACAGGCUGGUUCAAAGAAAAAGAAGGAAAAGGCAAAAUGCAGAAGUCGCAAGGCCCGCCGCAGGCAUGGAAACCUUCUGCUUGAGUUCAACCGGCGACAGAGAAAGAACAUAUGGCUGGAGACGCACAUUUGGCACGCCAAGCGCUUUCAUAUGGUUAAAAAGUGGGGCUAUUGUCUUGGAGACAGACCCACAUUAAAAUGCUAUCGUCCGUGCUACAGAGCCAUGAGCACCCACUGUUUAUUGAUGGACCUCUCAUAUUAUUGCUGCAUUGAGUUACAGGGAGAGGAAGACAAACUUCUGGCUGCUUUAUCACAACUGACCAGCAAAGAAGCUGGUCCUACAUUUGCUGCAGCUCUGUGUUUAUCAGGGUUAAGACAGGGCAGUGUGGUGGUGUACAGAGCAGGAGGUUUCCCUGCUCAGGCCCUGGGCCCUGUCACCUUUCUGUGGAGACCCCGUACACAGGGCUUAACACACAGACAGCUCUGGAUUUGGGCUCAUCCUACUAUGAAACAGGAUCUUCUUCCUGAGUUACAGAUUGUCUGCCAGUGUUCUGAAGCUGUUGUCCCACCUGCUGUGCCUGUGAUUACACCUGUAGAUGUUCCUUAUACUGCAGAGCCACAACAUGAACCUGCAAAAUCCCCCAAAGCUGUAAAGACCCAGGGAACCAAGAGGAAAUGUAGUUCCAAGGAUCCUAGUGAACCUCCUGCCAAAAAGAUUGUGGGAGAUGGAACCAGACCUCCUGGAACUCCCGUCACAUGGAGAUCCUGCUCAACUGGAAUUGUGAUAAAUGAUCUCACUAUGGAGAUGGUUCGCUAUCGCCUCAUUGGACCACAGUCCCAUUCUGUUCUUACUGAAACCCUGGAAGCUGCUACAGACUGCGAUGCAUCAGUAAAGCUCCAGCCAUCCUCUCUGUGGUGGCCUGAACACUGCAAAGACGAUGACAAGAUGGGUCUACAUCGACAGCAAGCUGAUGUCUUUAAAACCCUAAAAGACCUUUAUUCAACUGGAGAGGUACCAGCUGGGAUUGUGCUGGGUCUGACUGUAGAUGACCCACGGCUGACUAUACCACAAAAGAAGGUUAAAGCUUUGACCUGUGUAAAACAGAUACAAGAGGAGGAUGAGCAGAAGAGGAGAGAACUGAUGCUGCGGGGAGUACCACAACACUGUUGUCAGAGCCUCCUGUGGGAGCAGUCUGUACGAGACAAUGUAACUGAAAACAAAAUCUCAGAGCAGGAGUUAAACCGUAUGAAGAGUGAUGUCCUGGUGCCAGGCUCCAGGCUGAGUCCCAUUCCCCCGCAAAGCCGGAUUCCCAUCCUGCUGCUUCACCAGCCUGGUAAACAGGUGGGACAUGAGAUGAGCUCCUGGGGGGCUGGAUGGGACCUGCUGCUCCCUAAAGCCUGGGGUAUGGCCUUCUGGGUCCCUCUGGUCUACAGAGGAGUCCUGAUUGGUGGGCUGAACAUGAGCCUGAAACACUCUCAGAAUAAAGGUAGCCCUCACUUCCCCCAUGACUACCCAGACUGUCCGGCAGGAGCUCGUUUUCAGGAGCAGCAGGAGAUUGAGCUUCUUAACAAGUUUAAAAGACGACCGCCCGCCAAAAGGAUCAAUUACAUCAAGCAGGGGUGCCUGGCACCGUUCCGUUGCCCGUGGCAACAGCUGGCCGAGGAGUGGGAGCUCAUCACAAGGGAAGGAAGAGAGGAAAGGAAAAGAGACGACCAGAGUGGAACCACAACGCACUCAGACACAGCUGUGGAAGAAAAGACAACACAUAUAAACAUCAGUGAAACCAAACCACCGAGCUGCUUCACUGUUCUGAGGAACAGGAAGUCUCUCAAGCUUCUCUCUGGUUGGUGUAAACCCACUACGUCCAAAGGUCAGAGGUUGUGCCGCAUCAACCAAGCGCCACCUCUGGACCAUACAGCUGCACGAUCGUUCCUCACACCGAACGAGAUGAGUCUGGCCUGGGUGCGCUUUUCCUUGCUUUUCAAAGGUAAUCCUGAACUCCAUGCCAUGGUCUGUGUGCCCCUGGCGGAGGAUCUGAAACUGCUGAGGAACAAAUCCGAUAUCAACUGCCCCCAGGAGCCAGUGCACAAAAACCACUUCAAAACUAGAACCAAGAACAAAAAGAAGGGCUCUAAAAAAACACCUGCAUCGUCCUUGUCCUCUGACAAGACUGUGGAGAAGGAGUCGGAACUUCCCUCCACCUCUGAACCGAACCUCUCUGCUGCUGAAGACCCACCGACGUCCUCUGACCUUGUCUUUGGACUGUGGCCUGACCCCCUGCCGAGCAUCACCUCUCACUGCUCCAGGGUGACUCUAGGCUGGGUCACACAGGGUGACUUCUCCCUGUCCGCAGGCGGUGGGGAAGCUCUGGGCUUUGUCAGUGUGACAGCUCUGGUUCACACCCUCCUCAGUCAGCCCUCAGAACACAGAGGAUUGGUGCUGCUGCGAAACCCCUCAUCCCUGCAUUACCACUUUGCAAAAAUUAACAUAGAGGUUUGAGUAAAGCAUAUGAUGUUGAACAGCAUCAAAUGAUUCAAAUGGUAAUUACAGAAAGAAAUUGAAUCGUGUGUUAAUGUUACUGCUUAUGUGCAAUUAUUUUUGCCAUAUGCUCCAUUACCAGAUCUCUGUGCCUUGUAAUUGCUUUUAGUGAAAUGUGCCAUGGUCUACAUGACAGUGUUGGCUGGAAACCUAAUGAUGUGUCAGAGGAACAACUACCAUCUACCAGGUGUCAGAAUUGGAAAGAAUUUUUAGUUUUGUAUAUUAUACUCUGGCUAUUUUGAACUGAAUAAGACUUUUUUCACUUUUACUUUUUAAUUUGAAAACCAGAGGAUUGUUCUCCUUAUUUUCAAUCUUAUGUCACAGGGCUGGUAAUAAUUUAUAGCUUGUUGUGCUUCCCUUUUCUAUACAGGCCCAAAUAUGCUAAGACUAUUUAUGUUAGUGGAGUAAUUAAGUCAACAACUGGGUCUGAGUUUCAGAAAUGUCAGUUUAACAAUGGCGCAACCCUAAAACGGUUUUGUUUGAACACAAGUGAAUAAAGCCCCGCACUUGACAG